Messenger RNA from Ceratitis capitata (Mediterranean fruit fly), 2725 nucleotides. RefSeq names its product GATOR complex protein MIOS (gene mio). Gene Ontology annotation, molecular function: protein binding. The record is from RefSeq and is a predicted model, not a curated record. Gene Ontology annotation, biological process: positive regulation of TORC1 signaling; cellular response to amino acid starvation. The transcript is spliced from 13 exons. Gene Ontology annotation, cellular component: cytoplasm. NCBI's taxonomy places the organism in Eukaryota, Metazoa, Arthropoda, Insecta, Diptera, Tephritidae. The coding region runs from base 70 to 2649 and encodes 859 amino acids.
GUUUUGCUACUUGCUGAUAAGAGGAAAAAUUUGUAAACAACUAAAAAGUUAAGUACGCACGUAAAAGAUAUGAUGAGUGGCACAAUUCAUGGAUUAAGUUGGUUUCCACAAUUUCCAGAUAAAUUUGUUACAUGGGGACAAGAAAUAAAACUAUAUGAGCGCACACAACACGAUGAUAAUCGGCGAAGUGCUUUGCCAAAUAUUGCUGCCAAUUUUCUGGCCACGGAAACACGUUACCAAUAUGCGCGUUGUGUGCAGCCUUCCUAUCAUAAAAGUCGGCCAAUUAUCGCCGUUGGUUUGGGUGAUGGGAAAGUUGGCAUAUGUGACUUUCAUGAAACAGUUGAUAAUAGCUGGGAGUUUACACCACGACAACAGCGUAUGUGCCUGUGUCUAGCCUGGAAUGAAUUUGAUCCGAAUGUACUGGCUAUAGGUCAUGAUCGUCAUCGUUCAGACUCGUGCAUUGCUAUUUGGGACAUCGAACGUGGUGUGCCCAAAGAUGCAGUUAGCUUCUUUGGACAUUCGGAAUCUGCACAGUCAAUGUGUUGGGACAAAAAUCGGCGAGUGCUAAUUGCCGGUGUGAGCCAAAAGCAGAUCAAACUGUUUGAUUUAAAACAGGGCAACACCACCUGCCAGUCCAUACAAACGAAAAUGGUGCAUGGACUUGCUGUAGCGCCAAAUGGCAAUUAUCUUUGCUCAUAUUUAGAUUCUGUUAUUAUGUUAUGGGAUUUACGUUUGCUAGAUCAUCCUUUGAAAACCAUACAAUCGGGUAAAAAUCAUUUACAACUCAGUUGGUGCCCAACAAGAACAAGCUUACUUACAUCACUCCAACGUGAAUCACCUUUCAUUACACUCUACGAUAUACGCAGCGUUGAUGCAGAGAGCAGUCGUGAAGUAUAUCAUGUCAAACGGCAAUUGCAGCCUUUCCAAGCCAAAUACUACAAUACAAAUAAGCCACCAACACUCACGUCGCUCUCCUGGCAUAAUAACGAUUACGAGCGUGCAUUAUUGCUCUCGGAACAAGGCAAUAUUUUGGAAAUACGCUUACCACUCUCUCUACUCACCACCUACAGCAAUCAUAAGAAAUUGCCUUUACUACCACAACGUCCAUUGACAAUUGCCAAUUCGCCUACGCGUCAAAAUAGCAGUCAAAGUAAUUCUUCCACCAGUAUAACCUGCUCAUCAACACUCAAUUCGGCCUUAAACUUUGAAAUACUCGACCACAGUUUAACAAAAGAGGACUUGGUUGAGGAGACCUAUCAGCGUGCAUUAAGCGAUUAUGGCUUGAAAACAGAUUUGCAUGUUGAUAGUUUGCCAUUGACGCCCUAUUUGAAAAGUGUGUGGUUGACAUUGGGUAAUCUGUAUAGAGAGGAACGCUUGACGGGUCUUAAAAGUGUGUUGGGCAUAAAUUUGGGACACACAUCGGAGGCAUUGAUGGCAUCUUCACGUAUUGAAUCGCGUGUGUUGCAAUGGCCGGACUUUAUCAACUCGAAUAAUUUGGUAUGCUAUAGAAGCGAACAACGUGAUGUAGCCUUGAAACUCUGCGGUUGGGGGAAUGAAUCAGACUUGGAGCGCUUUGUAAAUGGGCUCUGCGAUAACAAGGAGUUCAGUCGCGCCGCUAUGAUUUGUGUUUUCCAUUUAAAAAUCGUUUUCGCUUGUGAUAUGCUUUCGAAAGCUGCUGAUCUCUCGCGUAAUUCCAAAGAUCCACACGAUGCUAGCAUGUUUCGCAUAGCUGCCAUCGCCUUAUCCAGCUUUAAUGCUGAUCGUUGUAACUCAACUUGGCGAAAUCAACGCUCGAAUGCCAAUAAGCAAAUACAAGAUGCGCAUUUGCGUGCGAUUUUCUCAUUUCUCACCACAGAGAAUGAUAAUUUCGAUGCUGUGUUGACUGAGGAGGGCAUUUCGCUGGCCGAUCGCGUUGCUUUUGCUUGUAAAUAUCUCUCGGAGAGCAAAUUGUCGGAUUAUGUCAAGCAGUUGAUACAGAAAUCUAUAGAAAAUGGCGACUUAAAUGGUCUGUUACUCACGGGCGAAUCAUUGGAUGGCAUAAAUAUACUGCAAGCCUACUUGGACUUAACUUCUGAUGUGCAAACUGUUGCGCUGAUUGCCAUCAACUAUUUCCAUCGUGAGCAUUUCACCGAUAAUCGUAUACAAUAUUGGAUAAGCAGUUAUUUAGACGACUUAAACUCAUGGGGCUUAUGGGAGAAACGCGCUGAAUUGGACAUUAAAAUUGAAAACUUACGCACAGGCACACGCACUACACGCAGUGUUUUUCUCUCUUGCAACUUUUGUGGCAAAUCUGUAUCCAAUGCAUUGCAGGAGGAUGUGCGCAUGCGCAGUGCAACAACUAAUAUCAAUAAACUUUCCUCGUGCCCCAGCUGCCGCAAACCACUACCACGUUGCUCGCUAUGCUUACUACACAUGGGCACCACACUCAAUAUUUCACUACCCAGCGAUGCGACGCAUGAAAGCCUUGGCUGGCAAUCGAAACCAUUUUCAAAGUGGUUUUCUUGGUGUCAAACAUGUCGACAUGGCGGCCACACGGAGCAUAUGAUGCAGUGGUUCAAACAAAACUCUGAGUGUCCAGUUAGUUCCUGCUCGUGUCGUUGCUUUGACAUGGACGGCACUUUGCCGAAUGAUAUAGCCGACUAUUCGUAGCUUUGGAAAUAAUUUUAUUGCGAAAAAAAUUUAAUUAGUUUUAAGUUUGUUUAUGUAAAAAUAAAAAUUAAAUAAU